Messenger RNA from Juglans microcarpa x Juglans regia, 414 nucleotides. RefSeq lists its product as uncharacterized. Lineage: Eukaryota; Viridiplantae; Streptophyta; Magnoliopsida; Fagales; Juglandaceae. The record is from RefSeq and is a predicted model, not a curated record. The transcript has 2 exons. The coding region runs from base 1 to 414 and encodes 137 amino acids.
AUGCGUAUUGUUGUUCUUUUGGUUUAUGUUGAUGAUAUUGUGAUCAUUGGUUCCGAUUCUGCUUUACUUGUCCAGCUCAAAACUUAUCUCUCAGCAUCUUUUCAUAUGAAAGAUCUUGGGUCUCUCACAUAUUUUUUCGGUCUUGAAGUGAGUCGUAGUCCUUCUGGUAUUUCACUCAAUCAACAUAAGUAUGCUAGUGACUUGGUGGCUAUCGUUGGACUACAUGAGGCUACUUCUGUUGAUACCCCCAUGGAAUUAAACGUCAAACUUCGCAAAAAGGAGGGUGACCUACAUGAUGAUCCCAGUUUAUACCGAAAGUUGGCAAUUCUCCUCAUCUUGCUACUUAUAGUGAUGCUUAUUGGGCUGGUUGUGCUGAUACACGUCGCUCCAUCACUGGUUGGUGCAUGUUCUUAA